GGGCCCAGCGCGGGGCAGGAGGGAGACGCCCCCGGCUAAGCACCGCCCUGCGGUCCCGGGCUGCGUUGGGCUGCAAGCGUCUCUUCUCUGGCGGUGCCGCGAGGCUGCGCGCGUAGGGUGAGGCGGUGGGCGAGGCGGAGGCGCUGCGUGCGGAGGCUUUCUGCUUUCCUGAAUCCAGCAGAGGAUCAAAGCCAGCAGAAAGAGAGGAAGUAGAAGAAAACACUUCAAGAAAACUGAACAUUUGCACUCGUGUUGUGAGCUGCUUUGGUGGUGAAAGGAACUUGCUGAGCCAGAAAGAUGCGUGAGUAUACGGAAAAGAAGGAAACAUGUGGGACUAUCUGUCUCAAGUACUUGCUCUUCAUCUUCAACUUUUUUUUCUGGCUGGCUGGCGGGGCUGUGAUGGCAGUAGGCAUCUGGACCCUAGCUGAGAAGAGUGACUACAUCAGCCUGCUCUCUUCCAGCACAUAUUCAGCAACUGCUUAUAUUCUGGUGGUGGCUGGAGUGGUUGUCAUGGUUACCGGCAUCCUUGGUUGCUGUGCUACAUUCAAAGAGCGUCGGAAUUUGCUAAGAGUGUACUUCAUAUUGUUGCUGUGCAUCUUUCUCCUGGAGAUCAUUGCGGGAAUCCUGGCCUAUGUCUACUACCAGCAGCUGAGCAUGGAACUGAAGCAAAAUUUGAAGAACACCAUGACCCAGAAGUACCGGCAGGCGGGAGAAGAGAGUGUAACCAGCGCAGUAGACAAACUGCAGCAGGAAUUCAAGUGCUGUGGGAGCAACAACUACACAGACUGGGCUGACAGCCUGUGGAUCAGAUCUCAAGAGGCCAGUGGACGGAAAGUCCCAGACAGCUGCUGUAAGACGAUAACCGACCUGUGUGGCCGAAGAGACCAUCCUUCCAACAUCUACAAGGAGAACGGUUGUAUCACCAAGCUGGAAAACUUCAUUCAAGAGCAUCUGAAAAUUAUCGGGGCAGUGGGGAUCAGCAUUGCUUGCGUGCAGAUCUUUGGCAUGAUUUUCACCUGCUGCUUGUACAAGAGUUUAAAGCAAGAACCAUAUUAAUAGCUGCGGGAACUCUGUUGCUUUCCCUCUGCCACUUCCCUUAGUGCCUGCCAACCCAACGACUCUCUCCCACUACCACAGAAGUAUCCGUAACCUGAGGACGUGGCGCCGUAAUUAAAUGCCUCAAACCACGCAUCGCCUUACCUGCCCCUCUGGGGGAAAGUCAUCCUCCUUGUUGUGACAAGGCAGCCAGGAAUUCAGUGGAAUUUUUUUGUCAAGAAACAAAAGAUCUGUGGAUCUUCUACUAGAAGCUUUAGCAAAACAGUCCCUUAAUACAACUACAAAGCAAGAUUUAUCCAGGGCCACUUCUCUUGAGACUUUUCCUGAGCCAGCCUGAAGGUAUCAGAAUGCUGUACAAGAACAAUGGUUUGCUCUCUGAGAAGUGGCUCAGCAGCACCAGGUAUUGACUGUGAGGACAGAUGAUGUUUCUGCGCUGAGCUGGAGCCAGAGCUGAGUCUCAUACAUGGAAGAUUUCUCUCCCUCCUCCCAAGUGUGCACCAAUGUUCUAACACAGCUGUUUACCUGAGAGGAUGGCUGCCUGGUGGCAUGGUGCAGGAGCUACUCUCUGCUGACUGGGAGCUCAACUUCGUGCUGCUGAAAUCUUGUCAUGACUCUGAUCUGCUGAGAUGUGGGUGCCUUAGGAAGCAAUCUUUCCUCCUCUUCUUUCAAGUUUCCUCCAGCACAGUGACAUUAGGAGCUGCAACAGGCCUUUUGCUUCCUGGUGAUUCUGGAGCAAAGAUGAUGGACUACUUUCUGUUUCUUUAAGGUCUAAUCUGUUUUAUUGAGUGGCUUCCAGUGUGAGUGAGAAAACUUUGUUUCCUCAUACUUGUCCCCUGCUGAGGUUUGGUGAAGAACUGGUCUGUCUGGGGAGCUGGCAUAUCUUGUCACCUUUUGGUUUGUUUGGUUAGUAGAAAUACCUUCUCACAUCUCUUACGUAGAUGCUCUUGGCUUGAUUUUUCUUAUUAAAACCUCCAGGCUUGUCUCCUAGGCAAGAAAUGAAUAUAUACAAAUGUUUUAUCAGCCUCCCCUCCAGAUUGCUCAUCAGUCAGGUUUUAAUGAGAUCUGGAAGCCCACUUUACUGGUUACUUCCAACAAGGUCAAGAUAGUCAGCUUCUACCAGUUGCCCCAGUGUACUU
Messenger RNA from Cuculus canorus (common cuckoo), 2192 nucleotides. It is a transcript of the gene CD151, whose product is annotated as CD151 molecule (Raph blood group). NCBI's taxonomy places the organism in Eukaryota, Metazoa, Chordata, Aves, Cuculiformes, Cuculidae. Gene Ontology annotation, cellular component: membrane. The transcript has 9 exons. Bases 298 to 1056 code for a protein of 252 amino acids. The record is from RefSeq and is a predicted model, not a curated record.